Lolium rigidum is the source of this 450-nucleotide messenger RNA. RefSeq lists its product as uncharacterized. Lineage: Eukaryota; Viridiplantae; Streptophyta; Magnoliopsida; Poales; Poaceae. The coding region runs from base 1 to 450 and encodes 149 amino acids. The transcript is spliced from 3 exons. The record is from RefSeq and is a predicted model, not a curated record.
AUGGAUCUCUACGCGGGGGUCUGCAGCGAGGCCGCCCGUUCCGCUCGAAGGCUGCGCAAGAACGUGGAGGACGAGGGGGAGAGAUUCUGCCGUGACCUCUGGGCGCAGAGGAGAAGAAUCCUGGAUGGCUACCUUACCUUGCAUGGGGUAAACUACAUUCUCAAGUUUCCUGAUCUGGAACCAGUAGAGCUCAAGGAGUCUGCAGCUGAGGAGACCCUGAAGGAGGAUGCCAUGAGGUGGAGGUUCGAGCAGUACCUGAUUACCGAGCACGGCUGCAAUUACAGGACCAAGGAGAGGGUGAAGGUGUGGCACUUUGACAUGUUCAAGAAAUGUGCUCUGGAGGUCGAGAAGCGUAACGCGGAGGGCGGUGGGGCCUCCUUUGGGACAGACCUGUUCUGGGCCGAGACCGAGCUAGAGUUCCGCAAACGCCGUGAGGUCGAAGAUAAUUGA